AUGAACACUGCAGGAGAGGUCAUCAAAUGCAAAGCAGCUGUAAUCUGGGAACCCAAGAAACCAUUUAGUAUUGUGGAAAUAGAAGUGGCACCACCAAAAGCACAUGAAGUUCGCAUAAAGAUCUUGGCUUCUGGGAUCUGCCGUUCAGAUGACCAUGUAUUGAGUGGUGAGCUAAAAGUAACCUUCCCCGUUAUUCUUGGUCAUGAAGCAGUUGGUGUUGUGGAGAGUGUUGGGGAAGGAGUAACCCGUGUGAAGCCAGGAGACAAAGUCAUCCCAUUGUUUAUCCCACAAUGUGAGGAAUGCCAUCCUUGCAUUCAUCCCAGAGGUAACCUGUGUAAGUUUAAUGGCUUGGGAACAUUUGCUGGACUUAUGCCUGAUGGAACCAGCAGAUUCUCUUGCAAAGGGGAGCUAGUUCACAAUUUCAUCAGCACCAGCACCUUCACUGAAUAUACUGUAGUACAUGAGUCCUCAGUAGCCAAAAUUGAUGCUGCAGCUCCUCCUGAGAAAGUGUGUCUGAUUGGCUGUGGAUUUUCCACUGGUUAUGGUGCUGCCAUAAAUUCUGCAAAGGUGGAACCUGGCUCUACCUGUGCCAUUUUUGGACUGGGAGGAGUUGGUCUCUCAGCAGUGAUGGGUUGCAAAGCAGCUGGAGCCUCACGAAUCAUUGGAGUUAACAGAAGCAAGGAGAAGUUUCCUAAAGCGAAAGAGUUGGGAGCCACUGAAUGUGUCAGCCCUCUGGAUUUUGAGAAGCCCAUCAAUGAAGUGCUGUUUGACAUGACGGAUGGAGCUGGCGUCGACUAUUCAUUUGAAGCCAUUGGGCAUACCGACACUAUGGCUGCUGCCUUGGCUUCAUGCAACAGGAACUAUGGUGUAAGUGUGAUGGUGGGAUUUGCGCCUGCAUUAUCGGAGAUUGCUUUCUCCCCAGCACUUCUCUUCACUGGCCGCACUUGGAAAGGAUCUUUAUUUGGAGGCUGGAAAAGCAAAGAUGCUGUUCCUAAAUUGGUUUCAGAAUUCAUGCAGAAAAAGUUUACUCUGGAUCCACUCAUUACACACACUAUGCCCUUUGAGAAAAUCAAUGAAGGGUUUGAACUGCUCCGGGCAGGAAAAAGUAUUCGCAGUGUUCUGAUAUUUUGAAGACCCCAGUGGUGAAGAAAGUUCAAGACAGAGAUCUUUGUCAGCUAUGUGCUUUUGUGAACAUCUGUGGAAAGGACUGGAUCCUGCGAUGUUGCCAGCACCAAUGAUAUCAGAUCAGCUAGUCUGACACCAUGAUAAUUGCAUCCUUUGCUGU
Molecule: messenger RNA, 1285 nt
Organism: Anolis sagrei ordinatus
Lineage: Eukaryota; Metazoa; Chordata; Lepidosauria; Squamata; Anolidae
Product: alcohol dehydrogenase 1B-like
Biological process (GO): retinoic acid metabolic process; retinol metabolic process
Cellular component (GO): cytosol
Molecular function (GO): all-trans-retinol dehydrogenase (NAD+) activity; zinc ion binding
Source: RefSeq, a predicted model, not a curated record